Nematostella vectensis (starlet sea anemone) is the source of this 542-nucleotide messenger RNA. RefSeq names its product Sjoegren syndrome nuclear autoantigen 1 homolog. The record is from RefSeq and is a predicted model, not a curated record. Gene Ontology annotation, cellular component: ciliary basal body; centrosome. The coding region runs from base 102 to 473 and encodes 123 amino acids. The transcript has 3 exons. NCBI's taxonomy places the organism in Eukaryota, Metazoa, Cnidaria, Anthozoa, Actiniaria, Edwardsiidae.
UACCAGGUGACUCACAUCACUCGCAACAAACAAACAGCGGCCAUUUUGAACUUCCGUUUACUGAAAUAAUUCGCGCCAAUUUGAAGUAUUCCUUUUUCAAAAUGUCGCAACAAGGAGCUGCGUUGCAGACGUACAAUAACGAACUCGUAAAGUGUAUUGAAGAUCUUUGCACCAAGCGAGACGAGCUACAGAAACAAAUUCUCUCUGAAGAAGAGGAGAAAAAUAAACUUCAGAACGACAUAAGAAUCUUGACAGAAAGGCUUGCAAAAAUCAAUGAGAGCUUAGCUAGAAAGAUUGCCUCAAGAAACGAAUAUGACAAGACCAUUGCAGAGACAGAGGCUGCUUAUAUGAAGAUAUUAGAGAGUUCACAGACGCUGCUACAUGUACUGAAGAACGAAACUGCCAAGGACAAAGUACAAACAAGCCGAAGCCAAGGAUCUGUUAGGGACAAGCCUCGCGAGCAACCAGUGUAGGAUGGAAAUACUCUAUUUAAUUAAUAAAUAUGUACAGCUUUUGUAAAUAAAAAUACAGUAUACUACAAA